Porites lobata is the source of this 2277-nucleotide messenger RNA. The record is from the annotation of a GenBank genome assembly. Lineage: Eukaryota; Metazoa; Cnidaria; Anthozoa; Scleractinia; Poritidae.
UUCAUCUGUAACAUCAUUCAAAAAAAGUCUGUUUCCUUUUCUUCUAAAGCUUGCAAAUUCGACUUCGAAACGGGCUUGAAUGGUUGGAAUAGGACUGGAACAGCAUUUAACAAUCAACCUACCUACGGUGAUAACCCAACAGCUCGCAAUAAAGGACAACCUGCCAAGCAGCAAGGAGAUUGGUGGAUCGGAGGGUACGAAAACAGGUCAUCCAAGGCAGCAACACCUGGAGCAGUUCAGGUAGAUGGUCCCCAAGGAACUCUUGCUUCCCCGUUCUUUAAGAUCGUUGGCAAACGGAUAUCAUUCUUGAUUGGAGGAGGCUGUGACAUUAAGAAAGUUCGUGCUGAGUUGAUUGUUGAUCACCAAGUAAGACAGCCUGACAGACUUGCUUUCAGUUUUUAGUUUGUUGUGGCAUAUUUUUUCACUACAGUUUCGAACUCGGCUUUAUAAUAGGUGCAACACCUAGCAAUUAACAUGAUAUUUUCCUUUAUACUCUACGAAUGCCUAACUGAGUUUUGCUGACAUUUUUGUGAUAUAGGAGAAGUAUUUCCGAGGUUAAUGAAUAUUCCAUUCAAUCGACUACAGAAACGUCAUGGCUUCUGUUUAAUCCUUCCCAUAUAUUAGCUAGGUUAUGUAGCCCAUUAUGUAGACACUGUCAUACAUACAUACAUACAUACUUUAUUGGCUCGUCCCCACGGGGCUUUUCAGAGUCAAUUUUACAUUACAAAAUUAUAAACCAAGUACAUGACAAUAAGAAUAUAACAAUGAUAAAAGAAGACAAAGGUCAAUAAAAUUAAUUAAAUUAAUUAAAUAAAGCAGUCAUUAAGAAGCUUUUGCCUGAGUAAACACUUGAAUUCCGUCACGGAUGGGCUAAGUUUGAGCGCAGGCUGCAACUCAUUCCAGAGAGAGGUUGCUCUAUAUUGAAAGGUCCUUUGGCCGCUGGCAGUGCGGAAGAGUGGUAUGUUCAAAAGUUGAGAAUUUCUCGUAUUCCUUAUCGAGACGGCGGAUCUUCCAACGAGCUUUGAUGUCAAAUACUCCGGAGCACAACUCGUCAUGCACUUAAAAACCAGAACAGCAAAACGAAAAUAAAGUUGUUGCCUGAUUGGUAGCCAGCGCAAGUCUUUUAGCAAAGGAGUUAUGUGAUCGAAUUUUUUAGCGCCGCUCAAAAUACGACAAGCGAAAUUCUGUACUGCUUGGAGCCUGUCCAGAUUAGUUUGAGUAGUAUUGCUCCAAACAGAAGAGCAAUAGAAUAAUUUACUAAAUACUAAGGCAUUUAUAAUAAUAAUUAGCGCGUGUUUAUUAAAAAUAUGCUUAACGCGGUUAAUUUGGCCCAAACGUGACAUGCAUGAGGAUACAGUAGAAACAAUAUGCUCAUUAUAUGUUAAGUUAGAGUCCAGUGUAACACCAAGGUCUCUUGCAGCCUUAACGGGCUCGAGUUCCUUCCCCAAUAGAAAUAGCCUAAAGUCGCUAACCUUAGCAGUCAUUUGCCGGCUGCCGAAUAUCACUAGUUUUGUUUUAUCUGGGUUGAGUAAAAGCUGAUUAUCAAAGCACCAAUUCCUAAUGCUUAACAAGUCCUUGUUCAUUUUUUCUAUCGUUUCGUGCUGAUCGCGGAGUUGAAAUGACAUGAGAAGUUUGGUAUCGUCGACGUAACACUGCGAUGUACAAUUUUCUGGCACAGAAGGGAGAUCAUUAACGUAGAUGUUAAAGAGUAAUGGGCCAAGGAUGCUCCCUUGUGGAACGCCAGAACUAACAGGUAGUUUGGUCGACAGAGUUGUAUUUAUUCGCACAAAUUGGUAUCGCGAGGUUAAAUAGCUUCCGAGCCAUUUUAUCGCAGGUCUAGACGCACCAAUGUCCUGUAACUUAGCGAGGAGUAUUUGAUGGUCAAUACUGUCGAAAGCUUUGCUUAGAUCAAGAAGGACAACUGCAGUCAGUAUAUGAAUUCCUAACUUUUCAGACUGCGCAAUAGCUAUAUUAAAAUUAAGCAUUUUUUUCUUGAAAGUUCAGAGUGUCUUUCACAUUUUGAAAAGACUCCCUUAGCUUGUCAUCAGUCAGUUUGAGGGGUCGCUUGCAAGAAGCUGAAUUGCAUCUGCCUCUCUUUUUCAGGUUGUGAACCGUUCUACUGGUUCAUGUACUGAAACCAUGUCUCGCAAAUUCUGGGACGUUCAUGCCUUUGUUGGUCGAACAGCAAGUGUCAAAUUGGUGGACUACAGCAGUGGCGGAUGGGGUCACAUCAAUUUUGAUGACCUCGGAGGCGAUAUAAGUUGUGGGCAAAAAUAA